ACUACCAGACGAUGUGUACCACUAUAAGCAAGAAAGAAAGUUUUUCAUUUGAUGCUUAUAAAUACCCUAAUCUUCCGCCAUGGAAGCAUCAAAACGUAGAUCAUGAAGAUGAUAACCACCAUUUUUCUCUUACUUGUCAUGUUUCAGAGCAUCCACACCACUCAAACCUCUGAGUUUAACAUAAAAGAGGCUACUAUCGAUCAGAUUCGAACAGCUUUUAAGCAGAACAAACUCACGUCCAAGGAUUUAGUUCAGCUUUACAUCCAGGAGAUACGAAGACUCAAUCCAAUCUUCAAAGCUGUCAUCGAGGUGAACCCAGAUGCAGUUCAACAAGCUGAAGUGGCUGAUCAAGAGCGAAAGGCAAAUACCCCCAAGUCGCGUCUAGGGUUGCAUGGUAUCCCUAUUUUGCUCAAGGAUAACAUUGCAACCAAAGAUAAGCUUAACACGACUGCAGGAUCUUACGCUCUUCUUAAUUCGGUGGUGCCUCGGGAUGCUGGUGUGGUGAAGAAGUUGAGAGAUUCUGGGGCAAUUAUACUUGGAAAAGCAAGCUUGAGUGAAUGGGCUCAUUUCAGAAGUACCACAGCACCUAGUGGUUGGAAUGCUAGAGCUAAACAAGCAGUCAACCCAUAUGUAGCAACGGCUGAUCCAUGUGGUUCAAGCACCGGAUCAGCCAUAUCAGUUGCAACGAACAUGGUUACUGUAUCAUUGGGUACAGAAACAGAUGGAUCAAUCCUGUGUCCUUCGGGUGCCAACUCGGUUGUUGGAAUCAAACCCACAUUAGGCCUCACAAGCCGAGCAGGAGUCAUUCCGAUUUCCCCCAGACAAGACUCAGUGGGACCGAUGUGUAGGACUGUAGCAGAUGCUGUGUAUGUUCUUGAUGCCAUCGUGGGUUUUGAUAACAAUGAUGCAGAGGCAACCAGAGAAGCUUCAAAGUAUAUUCCAACAGGUGGUUAUCUGAAUCACCUAAUAUCUGAUGGGCUCAAAGGGAAGAGGUUAGGGAUAAUGAGGGCUUAUCCCUAUUUUGGCUUCGCGGACGAUCCUCAAACCUUGAAAAAGUUUGAGAAACAUUUUGAGGUAUUCAGACGAAGUGGUGCUACUCUGGUAGAGAAUCUGGAAAUCAACAACUUCAGACAGAUCGUUUCAAUGUUCAGCGGUGAGGUUACAGCACUAUUGGUAGAAUUCAAGAUCGCUCUGAACGCCUAUCUAACGGAGCUAGCGACUUCACCCAUGAGAUCUUUAGCAGAUGUGAUAGCUUUCAACAAGAAAUUUCCCGAGUUGGAAAUGAUCAAUGAAUACCCACAGGACAUGUUUCUGAGCGCUGAGACAACCAACGGUAUAGGCAAGGUAGAGAAGGAAAUAUUGAUGAAUUUGACGCGAGCAUCAAAAGAUGGGUUUGAGAAGUUGAUGAAAGAAAACAAAUUGGAUGCACUUGUAACACCAUAUUCCCAGGGUUCCACGGUCCUUGCUAUCGGGGGAUAUCCGGGAAUCAGUGUUCCAAGUGGGUACGAUGAUAAUGGUGCUCCUUAUGGUAUUUGUUUCGGAGGUUUAAAGGGUUCAGAGCCAACAUUGAUCGAGAUUGCUUAUGGGUUCGAACAAGCAACUAAGUACCGAAAGCCUCCUCCAAAUCCAAUCAAGUCAUUAAUACAUCUACAUUCAGAUGCAUGAUAUGACACUAUAUAUGCUCUUGUGGACUAGGUAUGUCAAAACUUCACAAAGCAUAGUAAAAUUUGGCUUAUGUGUCUGUAUGUACGUACUUGUAUUGAAUUGAAUAAAUUAUAUAAAGCCAUAUAGGUCUCGGCCUUUGGGGGCA
Messenger RNA from Cynara cardunculus var. scolymus (artichoke), 1810 nucleotides. Its product is annotated as probable amidase At4g34880. Lineage: Eukaryota; Viridiplantae; Streptophyta; Magnoliopsida; Asterales; Asteraceae. The transcript has 5 exons. Bases 103 to 1665 code for a protein of 520 amino acids. The record is from RefSeq and is a predicted model, not a curated record.